Molecule: messenger RNA, 1494 nt
Organism: Drosophila virilis
Lineage: Eukaryota; Metazoa; Arthropoda; Insecta; Diptera; Drosophilidae
Gene: Cyp6a13
Product: Cytochrome P450 6a13
Molecular function (GO): monooxygenase activity; heme binding; oxidoreductase activity, acting on paired donors, with incorporation or reduction of molecular oxygen
Source: RefSeq, a predicted model, not a curated record
AUGUUAACGUUUCUUUUAUUACUGGUCACCGCCGGUGGCGUCAUCUAUGUCUGGUUGAAUCAGCACUACACGUACUGGCGCCGACGCGGCGUGCCGGGGGAGCGACCUGUUUUCCUGUUGGGUAACAUGCGCGGAUUUGCGCAAAGGUUUCACUGGAUGGACAUCAAUUGGCGCAUUUAUGACAAGUUUAGGGGCCGGGAACGAUUUUGCGGCUUUUAUACGUUCCUUAGCAAGGCGUUAUUUGUGCUCGACCUGGAACUGAUCAAGCGGAUCAUGAUCAGCGAUUUUAACAGCUUUGCGGAUCGAGGACUCUUUCACAAUGUGCGCGAUGACCCACUGACUGGGAAUUUGCUGUUUCUAGACGGCGAGCAGUGGCGCUGGCUACGCCAACACCUGACGCCGGUGUUUAGCUCCGGUAAGAUGAAGUAUAUGUUUCCCACAAUGGUUCAAGUGGGCGAGCAGCUGGCGUUGAGCGCGGAGCAGCAACUGGGCGAAUUCGAGGCGAAGGAUCUGUGCGCUCGCUUCACCACGGACGUCAUUGGCAGCUGCGCCUUUGGUCUGGAGUGCAACAGUCUUGCCAAUCCGGGAUCGGAAUUCCGUGAAAUGGGCCGCUCGAUAACGGAACGCCCGCUGCAUCAAGGCAUUGUACAGGCCUUUAUGUUCGCCCAGCCACAGCUGGCAAGGAAAUUGCGCCUGCGUCUCUUUCGGCCGGAGGUGAGUCAGUUCUUCAUGGACACUGUGCGUCAGACACUGGAGUACAGAAAACGCGAGCACGUCAAGCGCAAUGAUCUCAUCCAGCUGCUCAUCGAGCUGGGUGAGCAUACGGACGAAACGAAGGCAGCGUUGAGCUUCGAGCAGAUUGCCGCACAGGCCAUGGUCUUCUUUCUGGCUGGCUUUGACACCUCCUCCACGACCAUGUCCUUUUGCCUAUACGAGCUGGCGCUCAACCCUGCUGUACAACAGCAGCUGCGCCAGGAAAUCCAAAGCACCUUGAAGCGUCACAAGCAACAGCUGGGCUACGAGUGCCUGCAGGAGAUGACCUACCUUAACCAGGUGGUGGCAGAAACGCUGCGCAAAUAUCCCGUGCUGCCGCACCUGGUGCGGCGCACAACCAAUGCAUACAACGUGCCGGAGAGCAGCCUAAUCCUGGAGCCGGGCACGCGUGUUAUGAUACCCGUGCAUAGUAUACACCACGAUCCAGAUAUAUAUCCCGAGCCAGAAAGUUUUGAUCCCGCACGCUUCGAGCCCGAAGCGAUCCAAUCGCGUCACCCAUUUGCCUAUCUUCCGUUCGGAAAUGGACCACGCGCCUGCAUAGGUGAGAGAUUUGGCCUGAUGCAGGUGAAGAUUGGCAUUGUUACACUCUUGCGCCAUUAUCAGUUUCGGAGCACACAGAGAACUCAGAUUCCUCUGAAAUUUAGCAAAAAAAAUUUUCUUAUCGCUACGGAGUCUGGAGUUCACCUUCAAAUGGAGCGACUUGAUAUCGACUUACCAUAA